ACUCAAGCACGUCACCAAAGGCAUUUUGGAAAAACGUAUACAGAUGUUCUGGGCCCACGUUGUACUUAUGGGGUCGAUGAUCGAAAACAGAACUCGCUCAGUCAGUACCAGCCUCGAAGACGGACGUGUAGAGAGCUUGUAUACGCCUCUAACUUUCAUAUAUGUCUAAUCGCCACUUGAGCAAGCCGCAUCCUAGUAAGGUGCCCCCUUGCGCGCGAGGCGUGGCCUUCGCGGAGACCCGCUAUAAGUUUCAGCAUACCCUUCUUCGUCUAAGCCAUCAUUCGCAUUCCGCUGAAUCACUUGCUGCAUACCGCUGGACGCUAUGCCUGCCCUCGUCGACACGUACCAGCCCUCGUACCUUUGCGACCAUUGCCACACACGGCCGAGAUUCAAGGAUGGAAGUACUGGGUACAAAUUUUGUGGCCGUAGCUGCGCUACGGCAGCGUCGAAGCUUUGUGAAUACUGCCAUUCGCGUCCGAAGUACAAAGAGGGAAAGCGUAUCUUUCCGCAUUGCGGCAGGCUCUGCGCCUCAGCGGCAGCAGAGGCCGCUGCGAAGGCCGCGAUAUCUGCUACUGUGAAGCCGCCCUCGUCGCCACAGCCGACGGCAGCGGCGAGUUCGUCAGCUACGACAUGCGCGAUCGUCGACUGCGGCAACUCUGUCUAUCGCAAGAACGACGGGACGCUCUCGAAGUACUGCUCUUUGAAGCACAGGAACCUCGCGGAACACAUCUGCCUUUUAUGUCGCAAGAAUCCCACAGAUAGAGUAUCUGCGUACUGCGGCAGGGCGUGCCGAGACACAGCGCUCGACGAGGGUCCGCUCGUCCUCAAGGUCCCCGUCGACCAUGAUCGCUUCAGGAGCGUCGCUCGCCAGUUCCAGGACUCCUGGAGACAUCGCACCUCGAUCCCAGCAGUUAGGCAGAUCUAUUUCAUCCAGCCGCCGCGAGAGAUCGUGAACCAGUACAAGCAGUAUAGAGAAGAAGUCGAAUCCCGUGGCCACUUCACCGCGCAGGGCUUGACCAAGGGCAACGAGAAUCGGCGCUGGCAUGGGACGAAGCGGCAGUGCCGCCUGGGCGAUGACGGGCAGAAUCACUUGUGCGAUAUACCGAGCUGCUCGCUUUGCUCCAUUAUCCGCACGUCGUUUGAUUUGAGCUUCUUCAAGGGAAGGACGGGGUGGGGGAGAUUCGGCAAGGGCCUAUAUACGUCUUCGACGUCGUCUAAAGCGAAUGACUACUCGAUGAACGACGGCGAGACGCCGUCGACUUGUAAGGCCAUCCUCUUGACGAAGGUGGUGGUUGGGCGCGGGUACAAGAUGCUGCGCGACAAGACUGACUUGACGGAGCCGCCGGCCGGUCAUGACUCGGUGUUAGCGGAGGUCGGCGGCAGCCUGAACUACGAUGAGCUCGUCGUGUACCGCAACGAAGCGAUCAAGCCAGCAUAUUUGGUUGUAUAUGACUCGAAGUGAGCUGGUCAAGAUAUCAACACGAUUAAAUAUAUAUAUCUGUACCAUACGUAUCUAUUCUACGUACGAUUUGAUGACUUCAUGACUUAUGGGUCCAUUGUUUAUCUAUGCUGUUUGUUUGUUAUGGCCUUCCUGAUUAGGCAAUAAUUUACAUUCCCACGACCAUUGUACUUGCUCCCGACCACCAUGCACUGACAGCAUUCGUGUCCGACUUGUGUGGCGCGGUCCAAAUGCGUCCCUGCGCUCAAUAUAAUGGAGAUUCCGUGU
Messenger RNA from Schizophyllum commune H4-8, 1726 nucleotides. RefSeq names its product ADP-ribosylation. Bases 323 to 1462 code for a protein of 379 amino acids. The transcript is spliced from 10 exons. Gene Ontology annotation, molecular function: NAD+ poly-ADP-ribosyltransferase activity. The record is from RefSeq and is a predicted model, not a curated record. NCBI's taxonomy places the organism in Eukaryota, Fungi, Basidiomycota, Agaricomycetes, Agaricales, Schizophyllaceae.